AUGGCACGCUACUCUAACCAACCGUCUUUUAGACCGUUGGAUAUGGAUCCAUCUUCUAUUGGUUACAACGUUGGAGAUCUCAGGACAAACUUAACAGCUUUCAAUGUACUAUUGAAGCGAUUAGUAGUUCGAAUGGUGAAUGAAGCUUCAUCAUCAUCAUCAUCAGGAGAUGAUGUAUCAGUCUCUAACAGUAGAUUUGGCGUAGGUACGUUCUCUAAUGGAACUGAAGUUGCAGUAAAGAGACUGUCAAGAACUUCAGAUCAAGGUGAAAUUGAGUUCAAGAACGAGGUGCUUCUUGUAGCAAAGCUUCAGCAUCGAAAUCUCGUUAGGCUUCUCGGGUUCUCGCUGCAGGGAGAAGAAAAGAUACUAGUCUACGAGUUUGUUCCCAACAAGAGCCUUGAUUAUUUCCUCUUUGAUCCAGCAAAGAAAGGUCAGCUAGAUUGGACAAGACGGUACAACAUCAUCGGAGGGAUUACGAGAGGGAUUCUAUAUCUCCAUCAAGACUCAAGGCUAACAAUUAUACACCGUGACAUCAAAGCUGGUAACAUUCUUUUAGAUGCUGAUAUGAAUCCCAAAAUAGCUGAUUUCGGAAUGGCUAGGAAUUUCAGAGAUCAUCAAACUGAAGCUAAUACAGGCAGAGUAGUUGGAACCUUCGGCUACAUGUCUCCAGAGUAUGUGACUCAUGGACAAUUCUCUACCAAGUCUGAUGUAUAUAGCUUUGGAGUGUUGAUUCUGGAGAUUGUUAGUGGCAAAAAGAAUAGCAGCUUCUAUCAGAGGAAUGGUUCAGUUUGCAACUUGGUCACACAUGUUUGGAGGCUUUGGAAUAGUGAUUCACCCUUGGAACUUAUAGAUCCGGUGAUUAGGGAAAGCUAUGACAAGGAUGAAGUCAUAAGAUGCAUCCAUAUCGGACUAUUAUGUGUUCAAGAAACUCCUGCGGAUCGUCUAGAGAUGUCUACAAUCUAUCAAAUGCUUACCAAUAGCUCCAUUAUUCUACCUGUGCCUCGACCGCCUGGAUUUUUCUUCAGAAACAGACCCAAUUUAGAUCCUUUAACCUAUGGAUCCGAGCCGGGCCAAUCCAGUAGCAAGUCUGUUCCUUGUUCUAUCGACAAUGCAACGAUCACUGCAGUCACUCCUGGUAGAGCUAAUUCGUGA
Molecule: messenger RNA, 1152 nt
Organism: Microthlaspi erraticum
Lineage: Eukaryota; Viridiplantae; Streptophyta; Magnoliopsida; Brassicales; Brassicaceae
Source: the annotation of a GenBank genome assembly